GUCUAUGCAAGGAUGGAGAAUCAGUACGCCUUUUUUUCUAACGUGAUUGACAAAAGAAAGGAAAGGGGGGGGAGUCUUAAAGGAAACAGUGUCAUCUUGAACGCGCGUAUAGACUUAUGAACAAUUGCACACUUCUUUCUAUAAGAUAUGGAAGAUGCCCAUACGACGAUUCCCGAGUACAAAAACACGGGUGCUAGCUUCUUUGCAGUAUUUGACGGACACGGAGGCUCUGCCGUGGCAAAAUACAGUGGUGAGCAUCUGCAUAAUUUGGUGUUUGAUUCCAAGUUUUAUCAGCAAGGCGACUACCGCGAGGCGUUAAGAAGUAGUUUCUUGGGGAUCGAUGAGGCGCUUCGUAAAGAUCCGGUCUACGAGAACGAGACAUCGGGUUGUACCGCUGUAGCCGCGCUGCUGACAAAAGAUAACGUUCUUUAUGUGAGCAAUGCAGGUGAUUCCCGUGCCAUCAUCAGUACCAACGGUCGCGCUAUUGCCCUUUCUCAAGACCACAAGCCGGGCAAUGAGAAGGAAAUCGCUCGUAUCGAAAAGGCGGGUGGGCAUGUAGAAUUCGGUCGUGUCAAUGGUAAUCUUGCAUUAUCUCGCGCGCUUGGUGAUUUUGAGUUCAAGCGAAGACAGGAUCUCCCUGCAGAAGAACAGGUCGUCAGCGCCGAACCCGAUGUUACUGAGCAUCGGUUAAUACCACAAGACGAAUUCGCCGUCAUUGCUUGUGAUGGUAUCUGGGACUGUAUGACCAACCAGCAAGUAGCAGACUUCAUACGUACCAAAAUUAAGGAAAAGGUCGACCUGAAAACGAUUUGUGAAAACCUCAUGGACAAAUGUCUUGCAGAACACAGCGAUUUCGGUGGUGUUGGCUGUGAUAACAUGACCGUUAUCAUCGCCGCAUUCCUGCAGGGCAAAACGAUCGACGAUUGGUACCAGGCUGUGGGUGACAAGGUCCCUGAACCUACAGGCGUUGUGCUUAAAGAAGACGGUGAACCUGAAUUGAAGAAGCCUAGACAGCAGCAACCGAACAAUGAAGAAGAGAAGAAUAACACGACUGCAUCUAGUAACAGCAAGGCUUAAUAAGUCUUUGUACGACUUAUUCUCUCUCUCUCUCUCUGGCUCUCUCUCUCUCCUCUUUUUUCUCUUUUCAGUUUGCAUAAAUCAAUAUAUAUACAGGCAUGCACCACAAUCUCACAAAAACAUAUGGCUGAACAGCAACCACGUAACACUUCGGACACAAGCACUUAUAUACACAUAGAUAUUUCCAUGCUGGACAAUAUCUUCUGCCCUUUAACACCCUCCAUCGCUCUUGUUCUCUCUCUCUCUCUCUCUCUCUCUCU
Zychaea mexicana is the source of this 1337-nucleotide messenger RNA. Its product is annotated as phosphatase 2C-domain-containing protein. The transcript has 7 exons. Lineage: Eukaryota; Fungi; Mucoromycota; Mucoromycetes; Mucorales; Lichtheimiaceae. The coding region runs from base 148 to 1077 and encodes 309 amino acids. Gene Ontology annotation, molecular function: protein serine/threonine phosphatase activity; cation binding. Gene Ontology annotation, biological process: protein dephosphorylation. The record is from RefSeq and is a predicted model, not a curated record.